CGAGCGAGCGAGCGAGAGAGCCAACGGGAGAGAAUGAGAGAGCAGACUUCGGUCUUGUUCGCCGUGACGUCACCGCGCUGCGAGCCCCGCCCUCAUGGCGAACGGACCUGCCGAUUGGUCGAGAGGAAUGAUGGCAGGCGCUGUUGCCAAUCGAUUGCCGUGAGCGCUCGAGCCCGGUCCGUCGUUCGGUUGCGAUUCCCUCUCCGCCGGUCGGAGUGCGCUCCGUGGUGGGGAGGCGCGCAAAAAGUGGAGGUGGGGAACGGCCACCUUCGGCAGGAAGUGAGCUUCGACCCCAAGGAGUAUAGCGUAAAUGCUCAGACUGUUUCGUUCUCCGGUGGAGAGUGGAGGUCGCAUCUCUCUUCUUUUGCAUCGGGCAUUGCAGCCUAAUCGUAGUCGUUGCUGUCACGUUGGAACGGUAGCAGGGUGCGCGGUGUUUCGGGCGAAACGAAGGGAAAUUUCGAAAAAAAGAGGAAAAAACGGAAAGCAAGAAGCGAACGUAGGUGGGAGCGAAGGUAGGAGUGAGCGAGCGAGCGAGCGAGCGAGCGCGCGCGCGUGGUGCACGUGCGGACUGCGUGUGAAGGUGUUUGGUCUCGUGCGUCGUUGCCGCACAGUCGUGUUGCGAUUCGUCGAGCGUGCCAUAGGCCGCAGCCAGUCAGAGUGGCCAGCGUGAGACACGGAGAGUGGUGAGAGACUAGCGGUGAGGGGAAGAAAGUGAGUGCCGUCAGUUCUCACUUGGACUCUGUGACCUGCGGAUCCGUGCCAGGUAUAGGGAGUAUACUCUGCUGGGCGCUGCUUGUCAGCCGGAAGACGAGUCGUGUGUGUACGUAGGUAGGUACAGCCGGGCGCACACACGGGUCUGGUGAACGCCAGUUCGCGGAGUACAGACGUGGAGACCGAUAUAGUAUAGUGAUCGGAAAGUGCUUCCUACCGACAUCGAGUUUUCAGGGACGAGUAGUCAUUUCGUGAACAAUAUCCACGGCGAUCCACGGAGGUGCACGGUGUGAGAGGGGGAGAGAGAGAGAGAGAGAAAGGGGUAGAGAGAGGGAGGAGAGAGAGAGAGAGGUAGAGACAGACAUACACAUUCACCAAGGACAAGAUUCCGCUUGUGUCUAGUACAGUAUGUGCGAUAGUGCUUGUCGCAUCGUUUGGACAGUGCUCUCGUGAUCGCGCGAUUCUUCGGAUCGGAACUUGCAUCAUCUCGUAUCGUACUCCCGACCAGGGGUGGUUCGGUGUCGCGGGUGUCGCGUUCUCGCACGCUCACCGGUGAGCCGCGGUUUCCACAGGCGCAAACACGUCAUCCGGACGUAAACGGGCGACGCAGUCGUCAGUGACAAGUUGAGAAGCCACUUUGAUGCCAUCGGUCGGUGCGCGCAGGUGGACGUCGGGCAAGUGACGGCCCGAGGUAACCCGGGCCACCUCUCAUCGGCUUCCAGAUCAGAUCCUCAGCGGGGCUGCUGCGUGACGCGCACCUUCGGCGUGCUUGGUCGCGAUUUUCUUGACGUCGAGAGGUACCAGAAAAGGACGGCAAGCUGUACGGGCACAGGGAGGAAGACAUGCUAACGAUGGAGACGGAUCUGAAGGGCGGCAACUUGCAUGGUCAGAUGCCACCGCAUCCGCAGGGUGUAUCGCCGAUGGGACACCACGCCGGCAUGUCCUACGGCACUCUCGGCUCGAUCGUGCACAGCCCGGCGUUGUCGGGGAGCCCGCCUGGUGCGACCGGCCUCGGUAUGGGUCUUCAGCAUCAUCACCAGGCCCAGCAGCAUCACCCCUACGCCUCGAUGCAGGUCGCCGCGGCCGCGGCCGCGGCCGUGCAGCAGCAGAACAUGCACGCGAUGGCGGCGCAGCAGAGCGCCCAUCAGCAACAGCAUCAUCCGCACCAGUCGCAGCAGCAGCAACAGCAGCAGUCGCAGACGCAGCACCAGCCCAACAGUCACAGCGGCAGCAACAGCAACCCCGGCAGCAACCCCGCGAGCAACAAGAACAGCAACAUCGACCGCGUGAAGAGGCCGAUGAACGCGUUCAUGGUGUGGUCGCGCGGCCAACGGCGCAAGAUGGCCCAGGAGAACCCGAAGAUGCACAACUCGGAGAUCUCCAAGCGGCUCGGCGCCGAGUGGAAGCUGCUGAGCGAGCAGGAGAAGCGGCCGUUCAUCGACGAGGCGAAGCGGCUACGUGCGGUACACAUGAAGGAGCACCCGGACUACAAGUACCGACCGCGACGCAAAACAAAGACGCUGAUGAAGAAGGAGAAAUUCACCCCGGCCGGCAUGGCCGCCGUCGGCGGGAUGCUCGGUGUCGACCAACGGCAGGUAGGCACCGGCGCUGGGCCGCAGUCCAGCUCAUUGACCCGUGAUAUGUACAUGGUGCAACAGACCAACGGCUACAUGCCCAACGGACACGCAACUGCCCAUCACUACCUGAUGCACGACCCGACGACGGCGACGGUCGCGGCGGCGUAUCAGCAGCACCAGGCGGUCGCGUACAGCGGUCACAUGAGCGGCGCCGCGGCCACCGCGGCCUCUUAUCCGAGAUACCCGGACGCGAUGAGCCAUCACAUGGGCGGCGGCAGCCCCAGCCCCAUCAACAGCUACAUGAACGGUUACAGUGGAUACCCAGGCACCACUGUGCCGGGCGGCUCACCCUCGCCCUAUCAUCAGGCGCAAUCGGGCUCGCAGAUGUCCAGUCACAGUCCAAGCGGCAGCAGCAUAAAGUCCGAGCCUACGAGCCCGGCGAGUGGCGGUAUUCACACGCCGACGCCGACGGGGCCGACGUCGGCGGGCGCGGCCGCCGGCCAGGCGGUGAAACGGGAGUACAUGGGCCAGCAGCAGCAGCAACAGCAGCAGCAGCAGCCCAACCAGCAGGGUGAUCUCAGGCAGAUGAUCUCGAUGUACUUGCCGCAGGGCGUCGAGCAAGGAGUCGUGCACCACAGCACGGCCGUCUACUCACCCGGCCCGUCGCCGGAGGCGUUGACGCAACACCAAGUCCCUGUGCCGCACCUCCAGCACAUAUAUGACAAGGACGUCACCGGCCGCUUCAGCUUACUUUGGGAGUCAUGUCGGAGCAAUCAAGUUGACAGUCUUUUUGCAGACGAGGGAUACGACUAUAUUUUUACGGGUCUUUAAGAAGCUGAGAGAAGACACACAAUGUGACGAUGUAAUCGCAGGUUGUUCCCGGUGGAGAUGAGCCCUGUUGUUUUGUUGCCGCACAAGAACGGAAUCGGUGUAGUUUACUUUGCUGAUGAGCGUUACAUGAAACUUCUCGGGGACACUUGGCCGCACGAUGAAGACGAUGACGAGAGCCUCUUGUUUCAUUUUUUCCGUUGCUCACACAUAUGCGUGAGCUUAUGUCAUGGUCAAAUCCGGCGGGUUCCCGCGGCCGACGGUGGCUCUCGCAGAGAGUAUUCCAGCAGCGUACCCUUACUCGGCCGAUCGCUCGCCGGAAUGUCGUCUCUCUCUCUCUCUCUCUCUCUCUCUCUCUCUCUCUCUCUCUGUGUAUCCGUGAGCCUAAUAUUUACGUUCGACGUCGACACACGACAUCGUUCGCCGGAACGACGCGUUCUAGCAGUCGAGUCGCUCAAAUUUGACUCGGUCUCGACGUAGAGGACCGCG
Molecule: messenger RNA, 3605 nt
Organism: Harpegnathos saltator (Jerdon's jumping ant)
Lineage: Eukaryota; Metazoa; Arthropoda; Insecta; Hymenoptera; Formicidae
Gene: SoxN
Product: SRY-box transcription factor soxNeuro
Exons: 2
Coding region: 1554-3119 (521 amino acids)
Biological process (GO): negative regulation of transcription by RNA polymerase II; positive regulation of transcription by RNA polymerase II; brain development
Cellular component (GO): nucleus
Molecular function (GO): RNA polymerase II cis-regulatory region sequence-specific DNA binding; DNA-binding transcription activator activity, RNA polymerase II-specific
Source: RefSeq, a predicted model, not a curated record